Molecule: messenger RNA, 3437 nt
Organism: Diorhabda carinulata
Lineage: Eukaryota; Metazoa; Arthropoda; Insecta; Coleoptera; Chrysomelidae
Gene: Hr38
Product: probable nuclear hormone receptor HR38
Exons: 5
Coding region: 572-2374 (600 amino acids)
Biological process (GO): cellular response to corticotropin-releasing hormone stimulus; regulation of transcription by RNA polymerase II
Cellular component (GO): nucleus; transcription regulator complex
Molecular function (GO): RNA polymerase II cis-regulatory region sequence-specific DNA binding; nuclear glucocorticoid receptor binding; nuclear receptor activity
Source: RefSeq, a predicted model, not a curated record
GUAGAAUGCCGGCGAAUGCCGAAGAACGAAGAGCUCCUCUGGUAAACUAGAAACUGUAGUCUUGUUGUUCUUGAAUCAUGUGUGUCUGAUCGAGAGUGAAACCGGUUAACGCGAAUGACACGAUCAAUUUUUUUUUAUCUUUUUUCGAAUAGUUGCGGUGUUUUCGUCACUAAACGCUUGUGAUUUUUUUUAUAUAUAUAUAUUUAUAUUUGUUUGUGAAGUUUUUAUGACGUUCUGGAAUUACUAUCGCACUUUAAAACGUAUACAGGAUGUUAACGUAAAGAUCUAGCUCGCGAAAGCUUAUUUCAAAUUGAUUGAUUACAACUUGAGUAUUUGAUGAGAAUAUAUUCAUACAUCGACGUGGAUUCUCCUUCGGACCCCCAAGAAGGCGACUACACGCGCUCGUCUCCGUGUAGUAGUCCCGAACUGUUCCUGAGGAAUUCACCAGGUGAUCUCUUUGUUAAUUUAAACUGUUACCAGUAGAAUUUUGUAUGUGUUAAUGUUGUUUUGCAUGUGGACUAGAGACUAGUAUAGCAAAAAAAAAUCAAAACAUUUGCAAUGCCGUUACGAGAUGCGUUCGGGUCCUCCAGUAAUCAAGCUUCGCGCUUCCGGCUUCCACAGAUUUCCAGGACGAUUUAAUAUUCCUAGAGAGGGCGCUGUCGAUUCCAACAACAAUCAAACCGAAUACAACAACGGACUAACUAAUAAAUGCACGCUGUUAGUUCAAAGCGAAGUAAGCAAUACCCCAUUGGUGGCGGAAAGUGCUCAGCCAUCAACUCCAACCAGUCCCCAUUCAAGCAUGCUACUGCUGCAAUCUCAGACCCCGUUUGGACCAAGCAGUUUCGCUGAUCUGCUGAAUGCUCCGUUUUUAGACGAUCCCACUUCCGCCGUUAUUUCCGAAGAACUUAAUCCUUUCGCCGACGUCGCUAUCGAAUCUCAACCUUCUUCUCCGCUUCCUCUACCGAGCUUUCAAGAAACUUAUUCAGUUAGAUAUCAAUCACCAUUCAAAAUGGACGAAGAAUGUUUCAACGUAUCUUAUCAACAACAUAAUCAUUAUUACGAUUACUCGCAACAACAGUACACUCCUGCUUGUUCUUUUUAUAAUCCUCCUCCGAGUACCGAUACGGUCAACAGCCAGGAAUCUUAUUCCCUUCCGGUUUAUCCGUCGUCGGAUUUGCACGUGACGACUUCGUCCAAAUCGCGCAGAGCGUCGUUACCUCUACAAAGAUCCGAAUCAACGAGUAGCAGCGAGAGUCCUAAAUUGAGAAUCGGUCCUUCGGCUUCGACUUGUUCUUCGGCAUCUAGUAGUCCGGGAGGUAUACCGGAAGUAUCAAAAGGUCCGACUCCUCCGUCUCCAUCGCAAUUGUGUGCGGUAUGCGGCGAUACGGCAGCUUGUCAACAUUACGGAGUUCGUACGUGCGAAGGUUGUAAAGGAUUUUUCAAAAGAACCGUACAAAAAGGAUCUAAAUACGUAUGUUUAGCCGAUAAAGCUUGCCCGGUGGAUAAAAGAAGAAGAAACAGAUGUCAGUUUUGUAGAUUUCAAAAGUGUCUCGCAGUGGGAAUGGUCAAAGAGGUAGUACGCACAGAUUCUUUGAAAGGCAGAAGAGGUAGAUUACCUUCCAAGCCUAAAAGUCCUCAAGAAUCUCCGCCAAGUCCGCCCGUUUCUUUAAUAACCGCUUUAGUUCGAGCCCACGUAGAUACAACGCCUGAUCUAGCUAAUUUAGAUUAUUCGCAAUAUUUAGAGCCCAGUCCGAUUGAACCGAUCAUAUCGGAAGCUGAGAAGAUUCUUCAAUUUUAUACUCUAUUAACUACGUCGGUGGAUGUAAUAAGGCAUUUUGCCGAAAAGAUUCCCGGUUUUCAAGAUAUACGUUUAGAUGAUAGAGAACUCCUAUUCCAAUCGGCUUCUUUAGAAUUAUUCGUUUUGAGGUUAGCGUAUCGCACGCAUCCGAAUGAUUCGAAAUUAACUUUUUGUAAUGGAGUCGUGUUGGAUAUGCAACAAUGUCAGAGGUCAUUCGGCGAUUGGUUAAAUUCAAUCAUGGAGUUCUGCGCCGGUUUACAUGCCAUGGAAAUUGACAUAUCCGCGUUUGCAUGUCUUUGUGCGCUAACUUUGAUUACGGAGAGGCACGGUUUGAAAGACCCGCACAAAGUGGAACAGCUACAAAUGAAGAUAAUUUCUUCGUUGCGCGACCACGUGACCUAUAACGCGGAAGCACAAAGAAAAUCGCACUAUUUCAGCCGUCUUCUUGGUAAACUUCCCGAACUCAGAUCUCUUAGCGUACAAGGACUACAAAGGAUAUUCUAUUUGAAAUUCGAAGACUUGGUACCGGCACCUCCCUUAAUAGAAAAGAUGUUUGUGGCUAGUUUACCCUUUUGAAAAAAAAAAAAGAAAGGUGUAUCAUUUUUUAUAUGCCUAACAUAUUUUUCUGAAACCGUGAUAAAAUUGUCCAUGUGAUUCGUUAUUAGUAAGUUAAGAUUUUUAUUUCGAUUAAAUGGAUGUUGAUUCGACUCUAUUUUCAAUUUUAAUUCUCAUUAUUUGGCUUAACAAACCAAAAAAAUAUAGUACAGGCCCUUGGUAUACUUGAUUAUCGCUUACAUUUUUUAGUUUACCAAACAUUUUAAUGCAAAUGACGAUUUACAUUUUCAUUUAUCGCUCCAAACAAGACAAAAUCACAAAUUUGCAUAAUACUCGCCAUUGAUAGUUUUUCUCUUAUAAAGAUAGUCAAUGAAAUUAUCCCACUUAUCCUUGCCUACAGAUGGAACAUUCUUUUAAGCCGGUUCUCCCUUUUCAGUCCAUUGUUUUGAUUGUUUCUUUGUUGUAGGUGCACUAAAUUUUUCCUAUGUUUAUUCAAAAAUAAUAUUUUAUAUUUGAACCACCCUUGUACAUGAAAUUCCAAGUAUUUCUUGAAAUCUCAUAGGCUUGGAAUACAGAAGAGAAACAGAUUCUCUUUGGAAAAUAGUUAAGUCAUUUGAAAAUCUAAAAAAAAAGAACAGAAAACUUUUAAUGGAAAGUUCAUAGUAAUCUACUUAAAGGAGUCACCAUGUAUUUAUAGUUCUAACUAGAAAGAUCGAAACUAAUUACCGUUGAAUGAGGACUGACUUAAAUCUGAAUGCUUUUUGAGCUAUUUAACCGGCUUAAUUGAUUUUUAAGUCAAAUACUGUGAUAAUAGUUAGCCAAAAUGAUAUAUGAAGAAUACUAGAAGCGAUUGCUAUAAAAAAUGCAGUCUAACUAGCACGAAAGCUAUGAUAGACUGGGUUAUGUCGAAAAAUAUUUACAAAUUUUCAUCUGACUUCAAAAAUUUUUGAAAGAAACUAAUUUCAAAUCAGUACAGACCUAAGAUCAAGAACAUUUUGAAACAUAAACAUAUGAAAAGGUCUAGUAAAUAAGAAAAUACUUACAUCGAUCCUAACAUGUUAAAAACUAACCAGAUAUCAAAAGU